CCAAAAAUGCCACCGGCAACAGCAGCACCACAGUACCCACCUCCAGAUGGAGGUUGGGGAUGGGUUGUGGUCUUUGGGGCUUUUAUCUCCAUUGGAUUUUCCUAUGCAUUCCCCAAAGCCAUCACGGUAUUCUUCAAGGAAAUACAAGAAAUCUUCCACACAUCAUAUAGUGAGAUAGCUUGGAUAUCAUCAAUAAUGUUGGCUGUCAUGUAUGCAGGAGGUCCCAUAAGCAGCAUUUUGGUGAAUAAGUAUGGUAGCCGGCCUGUGAUGAUAGCAGGAGGUAUCCUGUGUUCAUUUGGUAUGAUUGCUUCCUCUUUCUGCAAUAGCGUCCUGGAACUUUAUCUAUGUAUUGGUGUCGUUGGAGGUCUGGGUUUAGCAUUCAACUUACAGCCUGCCUUGACCAUGAUUGGCAAGUAUUUCUAUAAGAAGCGUCCCAUUGCUAAUGGAUUGGCCAUGGCUGGAAGUCCAGUGUUUCUGAGCACAUUGGCCCCUCUCAAUCAAUUCCUCUUUAAUGCGUUUGGCUGGAAAGGAAGCUUUCUCAUUCUGGGAGGACUUCUUUUGAACUGCUGUGUGGCUGGGUCACUUAUGAGACCUGUUGGACCGAAAACAGUCCCUCCUGUGAAAAAAGAUGUUGAAAAAGGCACAGGAGAUUCUGCCUUGCACAAAAACAAUAAGAAGUCUUUUUGGCAAACUAUGAAUAAAUAUCUAGAUCUGUCUCUCUUCAAACACAGAGGGUUUCUGAUCUAUUUGUCAGGAAAUGUCAUUAUGUUUAUCGGUUUCUUCGCCCCAAUAGUAUUCUUGGCUCCUUAUGCCAAACACAAGGGAAUUGAUGAAUAUUCUGCUGCUUUUUUGCUAUCUAUCUUAGCCUUUGUAGACAUGUUUGCUAGGCCUUCAAUGGGACUCGUAGCAAACUCCAAGUUUAUCCGGCCAAAGAUUCAGUACUUUUUUAGUUUUGCUGUCUUGUACAAUGGAGUCUGUCAUAUCUUGUGCCCUCUGGCAACAAAUUACACUGGCUUGGUGAUAUAUGCUGUGUUUUUUGGGUUUGCAUUUGGAAUGGUUAGCAGCGUUCUUUUUGAGACAUUGAUGGACCUCGUUGGGGCUGCCAGAUUUUCCAGUGCGGUUGGACUUGUCACCAUCGUGGAAUGUUGCCCUGUGCUCAUAGGCCCUCCUCUAGGAGGUUGGUUAGUGGAUGUUACUGGUGAAUAUCAGUACAUGUAUUUUGUCUGUGGAGUGAUUGUGAUUGUGGCCAGUAUCUGGUUGUUCAUUGGCAAUGCCAUUAACUACAGGCUUUUGGCAAAAGAAAAGAAGUUAGAAGAUGAGAAGCAGAAAGCACAGAAGAAUGCUGACUCAAAGGAAGCAGAACCAUUAACAAACAAUGAGAACGAAGAUGCUGCCAGCAGAGCUGAUAAAGCUCUUGAAGAUCCUUCAGAAAGAGAAACCAAUAUUUAAUCCGCAAUAUAGCUCAGAAGGCAACAUUUAUGACUUCCAUUAGAAAUAUGUCUUCAAGACACAGGCUAGGUUUUGUGGUAAUAAUGAUCAGUCACAAUAUUGGAUGGGAACAGAUUUUUGCCCCAUGGCAAGACUCUAAGUUAAAUUGCUUUCUACAGUUUAUUUAUUUCAAUGAUACAAAAUUGAGAUUACAGAGGUAAUGGCUCCAUGCAAAUGAGUCCAUCAAACUAUGACUCUGGACAAUCAAGAGUCAGGUAAAUCAAGCUAUAUAUAAAGCCUUCCAGUGACAAACAGUUUUGUUUUAAAAGUAUAUCUAAUGCAAAAGUACCUCUUACUCUUAUUUGGGGAGAUACUUUGUGUUCAUCUUUAGAGUAUUGUUGAAAUAAUCUGCCCAAACUGUACUUACCACUAAUAUUAAAAAGAAUAUAAUUUGUUUCAAAAGAGACAGACUGAGUGAAGCACACUGAAACAUUUUUCUCUUUUGUGUGCCCACUAGAUCAAAAAGAUACAUUAUGUCUGUAUAAACAAUUAUAAUACGGAUGUAAAAGUUAAGGCUAGAAGACAAACAAUUGGUGGGCACCAUCUCUAAAAUACAAUAAACAGCUGAAUUACAAUAUAUUCCAGAAGUUGUAUUCUCCUGUGAUAGCUGACUACAUUGUACUUCAACAUACACAUUUGAACACGAAGUACGUUCAGACCUCACUAAUUCAAACUAAGCUAAAAUCUGCCUGUACAUAAAAGAAUUUAAAACCAAGAUUUGCAUUGCUAACGAGUGGCAAUUAGUUUGUUUGGUUAUGUGUUCCUGUAUGGCUGAAGGAACUGGAUCGGACUGUGAAGCCGUCUUCCUAAAGGGACUAGAUUCAGAACCUGCUGAUGUUAAAAGGAUACUUACCCUUGGCUCUUGUAGCCUGAAUCAGUUUCAUCGCAAUGACUUCAAAGUAGAUGUUUGGGCUUAUUGGCAAGUCAUUAGUUGUUUGAUGGUCUACUGAGAGGGGAUUUAAGGUCUAACUUCAGGUCUUUGCAGACAGGUAACUUUAUACCAGUUCUUACCUCCCUUUCCCAUGUAUUUAGUGAAAAGCUACUUCUUAUUGUAAUGCCAGGUCGAGCAAAAAUGCUACAAGGCACAUUGACGGUGCCAGUCUGGAAGCUUUGUAUUGACGUAUCAUUUUUGUGCAGGGUAUUUGGUCUUGUGUCUACAAUUUCACACAGGCACUCAUAUCAAUUAAAAUGGACACAAUUGUUCCUCUUCCUUUAGGCAAAACGAAGCAAAAGUCUACAAUUUUACUUUACGGAAUUUAGCAUUGCACUUGAAAGCUAAAUGUGCAAUCUUCUGAAGCUAUUAAGUGAAAAUAUUUCUGUUCUAUUUGUAGGUGAGGAAAGGUGCUAUUUGUUUUGGAGGGAUUCAUAUAAAUGCCUCAGAAAUUGUGAAAAUUAAGGGUCUGAUUCAUAAAACAUUUAUGCACUAUUUAUGCAGAAUACACAUACAUUCAAUUCAGGGAAGAGAAUAUCAUUCAUUUUAGCCCUCUUUUAAAUCUCAAAAAGUUGCAAAUAUAUUGGACAGACAGCUAGCUGUGUAAAACAUACUUUGAAGCACCAAUAACAAAAGAAAAAAUUAAUGGUAAAAUCUAGCAAAUAAGUGAGUCCUUUUGAAGAAAGAGUAGUGUUCAAUAUUAUUAUUUUCAUUCUUCUAAAAAUUUUGGUAGUGCUUGCUUCUGUUUUGCUGGGUUAUCAUCUUAUAUACUAUGAACUUCCACAGUAAUGCUGAACUUUUUCAUUAUCUCAGCACCAUUUUGGGGGAGAAGCAUCAUGAAUCUACUCACGGCGUGGUACAGAAAUAAAUACCUACUUUUAACCUAAUUAUAUGCAGAAAAACUAAACACCUUCUACAAGUCCCACAUCAGCAACAAAAUAUGUACAUCUCAGAGUUUUGGGAGAAAAUAUGGGUCACCUGCUCAGAUUUGAGCAGUCAACUGUGUAAAGGAGAACGAUUUAGUCCCAGUAAAAUUACAGUUCCUCUCCCAGCCCCCAGCUUCAGAGAAGAAAUAAAUACAUUGCACCUCCUUCCGAACCAUAACCCUGCCAGCACCCCAUGAGGUAAAAGCGUUGCUCUGUUUUUGGCUAUACAAACAUACAGGGUGAAUUCCAGGAUCUGCGAAGGCCCUAUGUGCCCAGAGCCAGGAAUUGAUGAGGAGUUUCAUAGACACUAAGCUUUCAUACAGUGAGGAAUAUCAGUUAUAAAGACUGGAUUGUGAAAGAUGAACUGAAAUUUUAGCAAAAGAGUAGUCAUCAGGAACAUCACUCUGCUCUUGACAGCAAGUGGUAGAAAGGCAGAGAUUAUUUGAAAAGAGGUGAAUAUAGAGGCUGAACCAAAAUGACUGAGGCAAAAUUCUCGGUGCUUAUUAUCUCUUUGCAAAAAACAGCGUGAUUAAAAAUAUAGGGUAGAAGACAACAAGUGUCAAGUUUUGACUUAAGUCUAUUAAAAGUUGCUGUUGAGUUAAUAAGGAACUCAGAAGAAAGAUGAUAAAAAAAGGCUCUCAGGAAACAUGCAGGCAACUUACCUGUUCUGUGCAGGAUCACAGAAUACAAUGCGACAUGGCAUAGGAAAUAAGGGAAAAACAAGGUUCCUUGAGCCAUAGACACACCUGACCACCAGUAACAAAAAUUAUGUUACUAUCUCAGAGGAAAUAAAAAUUUAUAUAAACACAACCCUCUGAAGAGCUACUACUCUUCCAUCUCUGGUCAAUAAUGUUAAAAAAUAAUAGGAAUGAAAGAGCUGCUUUACCACCACUCACCAACAUGAAAUUUUUAAUCCCAUAGGGUAAAAUGAUGUAGCAGACAACUGGAGCAAUAUAGAGUAUGAAUUGAGUCAAGUGAAACAUUUCCUUAUACCUCUUUCAUUACUUUUCAUAAUAAUACUAGCAACAAAAUAAAAACCAUCAUAAUACUCUUGAUAUUACUGAAUAUUAAGGAAGUUAAAAUCCAGAGAUGAAUGAAGAAAAUUGGAACCAUAUCUAUGCAAAAACUGUCUGGAAUUAAAAAACUGUCUUCCAAAUAACAGGUCCUAAAGGGGCAAUUGCCUUGUAUAUGUAGCUCUUAUUCCUAAAAGUAAUAAUAACAAUAAAUUGCCUUGAAUCAAUUCUAUACUUAGCAGCAAAGUAGCAAAAUGAGCAUAACUCGCCUUCAAACCCCCGAAUAUCACUCGUACUUGCACUGAGCUGUAAUUUGUACUGCAAAUCUUUUCAUCAUUACAUUUCUGCUUUCAGGAUAAGACCUGGGUAAAUACCAUCUCUCUAAAUCCCCCUGGUUUCUUUUAAAUACCUUGCCCCCAGUCUGGACCACUGCAGGGCCAGGACUAAGAGAUGCCCCUGCCCUACAAUCAAGAAAUGUGCUCUCAAACUUCAAGACAUACCAGAUGCAUCUGUUAUGCACUAUGGAGUCUGUAGUCUCUGUCAGUCAGUGCAAGCAAAUCCUUAAUUGCUUUUAAUCUCAUUUAUACUCAUGUAUACUUCAUCUUCUUCAUUUCUCUGCCACAGUAUCACUGAGCCUAAUUAUCAUCUUGCUCUUAUUUGAUCAAUCAAGAAAAAUAGUGCCAAAAUUUUAAAAUUAGUAGGAAAGGGGAUAACAUCAAUAAUAUUUUUCCUAUUUAGCUUCAAGGUUAAAUUUCAAGUAGUUUCAGAGUAGACAUCCAGAUACUUUUCUCUCUUUAGGGUUUUCUGACAUCGUAUUCUCUAGUAGCCGGAGGGUUCUUCUGUGUUGUCCUUUCCAAUUCCAGAAAAAGACUUCUCACCAAUAAUUCUCAGUACUUUUUCAAGAACAUAUCAAAAGUUCACCCUCCAACCUCUCGCCAUUGAACUGUGGUUGCAAAUGUUGUCAGUUCUGUAUUUCCAUUAAGUUCACAAAUGGAUCUUUUCAUAUGAAAACCUGUAGCAUAAGUAGUCAGACUACAAUCCUUUUAUUUCAGAAGUGUGAUUUGUGAACUGUUUUGACAGAGUUAGGGAAAGUCUUAUUUUAUCUUCAACUAGAUUUUUUUUUUUUUCAAUAAUGCUGUCCUUAUGAGAGAAAGUUCAACUUUACUUACUGCUGAAGUGAACGGCAGCAAUUUCACUGACAUCACGAUUCAAAAUUCACAUGAAUUUUAAUGGUCUUUUUGCAUAUCAGCAUCCAGUGUGCUUAAAAAAACAUUUGGCAGUGUGUACAUAAUUGUUCCUCCCAGAGAACUCUCGUUCCUCUCGAAGGUUCCCUACCCCAUUCUCCAUUUUGAUGUAACACAAAGAAUUUGGGCCUGGCACGUAGUGACUUCUCUUAAAUGUUUGCUUGUCAUUCUCUGUCCUCAAAUGCCUAAGCAACCUUUUCACUUGCUACUUUCAGGUCUGGAUGGUUGUGAGUAUUAGUGGGGAGGUAUUAUUCAGGUACAUAAUAAGCUACAGAUACCACAUACAGCCAGAUUUGGGGCAGCCAUCAGGAUUUCACUAAACAAAGCCAAUGACCACUUUUAUAGACGAACAUGCUGUAACUGAUACUGACAAUUUUGCCUACAACAAAAUUGAAUUGAGGCAACUCUUGUUAGUUUCUCUAUAGAUGACUAUUUUUCUACUCACAGAGAGGAAUAUAAAGGGAAUUUUUAAAUAAUUAUUUUCCGAGAUGACUUAUCAAUUUUAAUAAGGCUCUCUGGACUUUUUUGGGGGUGGGUGCUUUUCUGAUAUUUGUGCAUAUAUAUAUAUAUAUAUAGAAAGUGUUUGCAUGUGUUAUCACCUUUUUGAUCACAAUUUCAUAAGCAUUGCUAUGUAAUUUCAACAUAAUUUGCAUGUUGUUGUUUUGCAGUUCAAAUUUUUCUCGUCAUCUACCUCUCAAUUGAAGUUUGGAGAUUUGCACGACCCUGGAAGAGUACAGUUAACAAAAAGCAUAAUGAUAAAACCUGUACAGACUAUUAGAAAGUCUCCCAAAUAUUUGAAGCUACUUACAGUUCUAUUUUUAAGGCAGUGCAUAUUUAUGACCAAAUUCUUGUAUCAGUUGGCAUAGUUUUAUUAAAUCUAAAGAUAUAACCCAUACUGGUGUAGUUUUUACAUCACUGAACUGGUAUAAAAACUCAAUGUGUUAUUUGGAUAUCCAAAGUCUACUGCCCUUUCUGUGAGAUGCUGGCCCUCUUUUUUUUUUGGUUUUCUUUCCAUUUCUGAA
Messenger RNA from Pygoscelis adeliae (Adelie penguin), 6624 nucleotides. RefSeq names its product solute carrier family 16 (monocarboxylate transporter), member 7 (gene SLC16A7). The coding region runs from base 7 to 1449 and encodes 480 amino acids. Gene Ontology annotation, cellular component: membrane. The record is from RefSeq and is a predicted model, not a curated record. Lineage: Eukaryota; Metazoa; Chordata; Aves; Sphenisciformes; Spheniscidae. Gene Ontology annotation, biological process: monocarboxylic acid transport; transmembrane transport. Gene Ontology annotation, molecular function: monocarboxylic acid transmembrane transporter activity. The transcript is spliced from 4 exons.